CUCAUCAUGGCGCCGGACAGAGAAAAUUCAUCGCCAUCUAAUAUGGAUCAGACAUCAAGCGAUGCAGAGCCCUAUCCUUUUGAAUCUAGUGUCACACUUCAAUCGAUUCACGAAAGAACAACCAUCAAUUCUACUCUGACAUCAGAUUACGCUACCCAAUGGGGUCCAGUAGAGGCAUUCCGCGAACUCGUACAAAAUUGGUGGGAUGGAAUUAUUCAAUCAUUCAAGCUGUCCGAACAGGAUAUUAAGGUUACCCGUAGAGAGAACGAUGACGAGAUCGUCUACACAGCCAUAUCACCAGGCUCGUAUCGAGACAUAGCUAGGUCACAUGAGUGCCUUGGGUAUAUUCGAUGGUCUCAGCAGGAUGGUGCAGGCACUGUAGAGAUUACUAACAGACAAGCCACCUUGGAACCCUGUCAUAUGAACAUGGGAAGCACUACCAAGGCGACUGAUGAAAAUCAAAUCGGGAUGCACGGUGAAGGACUAAAGAUUGCUCUUCUCGUGCUGAUGAGAAGUCCUCAAAACCAUGCAGUCCGGUGUCGCUCUGGGGGAUUUGAGUGGACGUUCAAUUUCACCAACCAGCGAAGACUCACUACCCGCCUCGUAAGAAUGGCCCCUAGCACAAUCAGUAAAGCAGACGACAAAGUAAGCACACCGGUACCAGCCGCCUCCAACCAAGACACACAAAUCCUGAUUGGGACAAAGGCAAAGGGCCGGAACGAAGACGGGUAUCCGGUGGAGCGCGAAGAGGUGACGAGAGACCAGUUUACAAACUGGACUAGGGCGGCCUUGUUCCUGCAAGGCAUCUCGAGCAAAGAUAUUGUGAGAACAAAGUAUGGAGACCUCCUCACUGACCCACGAUUCAAGGGAAGGAUCUAUCUAAAGAGUUUCCUGCUGAAAGAAUCCCACGAAGGAAAUUUAGCUAACAUGGGAAAUGAAACGUGGGGAUACGGCUAUAACCUUGCAAAUGGAACAACCAACCGUGAGAGAAACUCUAUGGCCAGCUCUAAUGAUGAAUCACGCACAAUUCUAGCUAUCUGGGAAAGUGUUUUGGUGAUUCGAGGGGACCUUAUUGGAAACCUCCACCGAUUGCUAGGUUCUCAGAUAGAUUAUGCGGAUCUAAAGGGAGCUGCGAAGUAUGUCCAGAAAGAGACCGGGAAGCGUAUCACGACAUACAUUAACGAAGAGCUCAAAGGCAGUUGGUGUUAUACGGCUAACGAAAAAAACCUUAACCCGAGGUUUGACCAGAUUGUGGAAGCUCUUGGACGUACACCUCUGGAAGUGAACGAGUCUUAUUGGGCUAUCCUCAAGGAUAGUGGGUUUCGAACGGCCGAUGAAGAAGAGAUGAAGCGAUUCGACGAAGCGGCAAUUAUACCAAAUAAUGACAACCCAUUUCAAAUCCGACUCCGCCGACUUAUUCGGGGUGCUCUCGAAGUUUGCUUACUGACGGUUGGUACUGAUGUGGUGUUUGUGAAAGCAAAAUCGACAAGCAAUGUUAACUGGACUGGGACCGAUUCAAGAUAUUCACAUGAGUCAAAAACACUCAAGAUACAUGAGAAAUGGUCAAUAAAGCAAGGUGCUAUGCCAGAACUCGGCCAACCCCAGCUGACUAGUACGCACUCAAUUUUACUUGGUGCUGCUCAAUGGCUUGUUCGCGACGCGUUCUCACAAAUCCCAACGCACCUAUUCGGAUUUUACGAUCAGCGAGACCCAUUCCGUGCGAUGGGCCAACGCAAUCUUUCCCUAUGUCGGAAGCAAGCUGUUGCUCAAGGCUGUCGGAGGAUUGAUGAACUUGUUCAGAUACAGCGAGUGAUAAAUUUUAAAGUAUACGAUUGCGGGUCGUUUAACAAGUUGGUUGUGAAAUGGAACAAGCAUGCUGCUUGGUCCACCGAGUGUCGAGCCACCGUUCAACUUCAUCGCAAGUCAACUUGUUGGUCUGCUGUUCGGGAAAUCGUUAAUGGGGGCGAUGUUGUAUCUUUGAACAUGCGAUGUUGCUCUCACAUCACCGAGAUACCUCAUAAAACUUUUCCCGCCACCAUAUGUUAUGCAGCAAUAAUUCCAUUUGAAAAGGAAUCAUUCGAGGUACAAGUCGAGAAGGGACAAAAUUAUGCUCUAGUGAUGUACAACCCAGAUGACCUGAAGGCAUUAGCAGUAUUCGGCGAAGGUAGUAACGAGGAGAAUCGAAGUCGCGGACAAGAGAUCAGAAAUCCAUUUGCUCAGCAGGCAGACUUUCAAUCGCCAAAGCCGGUGGUUAAACUGCCGCCUCAGUCUGUGGUUCCGUCAAAGCGUCCUUGGGGGAAAUAA
Molecule: messenger RNA, 2304 nt
Organism: Annulohypoxylon maeteangense
Lineage: Eukaryota; Fungi; Ascomycota; Sordariomycetes; Xylariales; Hypoxylaceae
Exons: 6
Coding region: 7-2304 (765 amino acids)
Source: RefSeq, a predicted model, not a curated record